Cuscuta europaea is the source of this 2085-nucleotide messenger RNA. Lineage: Eukaryota; Viridiplantae; Streptophyta; Magnoliopsida; Solanales; Convolvulaceae. The record is from the annotation of a GenBank genome assembly.
UUAUUUUCGGGUCUUGGGUAGGUUUUUCAAUGAGGGUGUAUUUCCCGCCAAUGUGCCAUUUACCUUUCCUAUUUUCUUAGCCAUCUAAACCCUAAAUCCCAAAUUCCCAAUUGUUCACUUUAAUCCCGUUCUUCGUAUUCACCUAGCGUUCUUGUAGCAUAAUUAGGAACUGUGAAGUUAAAUUUAAGAUUUUGCGGAAAAGAUGAGAGGCGGCGCAGUUCAGAUUAAUUGGCACGAUACUAAGCCGGUUUUGACGCUAGAUAUCAACCCUGUCACCGGCAUCCUAGCCACCGGCGGGGCCGAUUGUGAGAUCAAGCUGUGGACAAUCAGCUUGAGUGAAGACCCAAAGAAAGCUCCCGGAGUUGCAUACAAGACUAGCCUCACUUACCACAGUUCUGCCAUAAAUGUGCUUCGCUUUUCUCCUUCGGGCGAACAUUUGGCUUCUGGUGCAGAUGGUGGUGAGCUUUUGUUGUGGAAGUUGCAUUCAGCAGAUGGUGGUGAAGCAUGGAAAGUCCUGAAGACAUUAUCGUUUCAUCGUAAGGAUGUAUUAGACUUGGAAUGGUCUAAGGAUGGUUCAUAUCUGAUUUCUGGAUCUGUUGAUAACUCUUGCAUCAUAUGGGAUGCAAACAAAGGUUGUGUUCAUCAGAUUUUGGACGGACACUUCCACUAUGUUCAAGGAGUUGCUUGGGACCCAUUGUCCAAGUAUGCUGCAUCACUCAGCUCAGAUAGAUCAUGUCGUAUUUACAUAAACAAACCAUCUAAAACUAAAGGAAUUGAGAAGAUGAGUUUUGUUUGUCAGCACGUUGUAGCCAAGAUAGAACCACAGACAGUAGAUGAGGCUAAGUCUGCUAAAAGCCAUCUUUUUCUUGACGAGACACUUCCAUCAUUCUUCCGAAGAUUGUCUUGGUCACCUGAUGGAUCAUUUUUACUUGUACCCGCAGGCUCUUACAAAAGUUCCUCAGCUUCUGCACCAACAAAUACUGCUUUUAUAUUUUCUAGAAAUGAUCUUUCAAGACCUGCUUUGAUGCUUCCUGGUGCAAGCAAGCCUGUUGUUGCAACACGUUUCUGUCCUGUGGCUUAUAACUUGCGGGGUUUAACUUCUUCUUCAUCUACAUUAUUCAAGCUUCCGCAUCGCCUUGUUUUUGCUGUUGCCACUUUGAAUUCCAUAUACAUAUACGAUACGGAAGGUGUUGAACCAAUAGCAGUCAUAGCUGGAAUUCAUUAUGCAGCCAUAACUGACAUUGCAUGGUCACCAACUGGGAAAUUUCUAGCUUUGUCUUCACAAGAUGGUUACUGCACUCUCUUGGAGUUUGAAAAUGAAGAACUGGGAACUCCUUUUGCCACAUCAGAAGGAAAGAAUGUUCUCAAUGGUCAAGUCAAUGACGAUCAUAUUGAUGAAUUAACAGUGGAGCACUCCACUCCCCCCUGUGGUAGAACUGUAGAAAGUAGAAAAGUUGAAGAACAGACGGUUGACCGGGAGUCCACUUCUGCAGCUACAACUACUGAAGUGACCUUCAAGGCCGCAAAAAAGCGCAUCACUCCCAUGGCCAUUGAUUAAUAACAUUGACUUUUAUUUCUAGAAAUGGGAUUAGGUCUUUAACAUCAUUGAAGUUCCUGCUUCCCUUCUCCCACUCUAAAUAUAAAUAUAAUUAUUUUGUCAACACCUUGUUUUCAUUUAGCACUAGCAUCCAUAGUGUAUGGCCCAGAAGUUAUCCUACAAGUAGGGAUAGACCAGCUCCGGAACCCAGAAUUGAGCGUUUAAUGACCGGAACUGGAAUGCCUGAAUAGGAGAACUGGACUCCAACUGUUACCCAGAACUGGUUCAAAUCGAGCAUAAAUCCCAAAAUUGGCUGGUUUCGUUCUUUUAAUAUGCCAAUUCAGAAUCAGACUAGAUCCGGCUUGUGACUGAAGCUGGAUUUAGUGGUACUUGCUACAGUUAUAGAGCCCAGAGUGUGUCAAACUUGAAACAGACGGACCUGAACAGACGGACCUGAAUUAGAACAUGGAAAAAGAUAUUGAAUUCCACAACGCAGAGAGUUCUAAUUGUAAGGGAAAUUGUAUACUACUAAUCAAUCAAGUUUGAAA